This is a messenger RNA of Jaminaea rosea, 1590 nucleotides long. RefSeq names its product putative RPN8-26S proteasome regulatory subunit. Gene Ontology annotation, molecular function: protein binding; metallopeptidase activity. Bases 482 to 1504 code for a protein of 340 amino acids. The record is from RefSeq and is a predicted model, not a curated record. Gene Ontology annotation, cellular component: proteasome complex; proteasome regulatory particle. The transcript has 2 exons. Gene Ontology annotation, biological process: proteasome-mediated ubiquitin-dependent protein catabolic process. NCBI's taxonomy places the organism in Eukaryota, Fungi, Basidiomycota, Exobasidiomycetes, Microstromatales.
CUCAUUGACAUAUAGCGCGUGCGUGUGCGGGCGUGAGUGCGAGGAGAGGACGUGGUGAUGUGUCGAUGAAGGGAGGAGGCAGAGUAGGGGGAAGGAGAAGGGAAAGGACGCAGAGAAUACUGCGCUGAGUGCGCGCUUUGGGCGUCUGGGAGGGGAACAGGUUAGUCUAGCAAAGCCACGCAUUCACGCGGGCGAUGGUGACGUAGAUCUUGAUUGCAGCAUCGUAGGCCCGCUGGUGACGUUGAGAAGUGUGUGAUGGUGAGAAAAGGUAGGAAGGAUGAUUGUCGUCGCGACUGAAGAGAAAGACUGGGAGCGGAGCCGCGGGCCAAGACAGGCGGGCCACUGCAUCAAACGGACCGGAACGGCAGAUUGGACUGACGCGGCCAUCUCGUGUGGAGCGACUCAGGCUUCGCAGGUUGGCUACUGUUGAUCUCGUCCUUCCCGCCAUCAUCAGCAUACAGUAGCGGCAGCAGUAGCAGCCAUGCCAUCAACUACGGCGGAGACGCUAGCUCUCGCGCAAACGCAGGUGAUCGUCCACCCGCUCGUCCUACUCUCAGUAACAGACCAUGCAUCACGUUCCGCCUCUGGCACUCGCAAACGCGUCGUAGGUGUGCUUCUCGGUCAAGAUCUCGGCGACAAAGUCAAUGUAGCGAACUCCUUUGCCGUCCCCUUCGAGGAGGAUGAGAAGGACAGCAAGACGUGGUUCCUCGAUGCCGACUACAUUGAGUUCAUGGUCGCCAUGUUCAAAAAGGUCAAUGCUUCGGAGAAGAUCGUCGGAUGGUACCAUACAGGGCCGAGACUGAGGUCGUCAGACCUGGAGAUCAACGAGGUAUUCAAGCGCUUCAUCCCGCGACCCUGCAUGGUCAUCGUCGACCCGCGUCAGAGGGACACUGGCAUUCCCACUGACGCAUACAUCGCGGUUGAGGAGAUCAAGGACGACGGUACCGCAGCUGAGAAGACGUUCACUCACGUACCCUCGAGCAUUGAAGCAGAGGAGGCAGAAGAGAUCGGUGUCGAACACCUCCUUCGCGACAUCCGCGAUACAACGCAAGUAGGCACAUUGUCAGAGCGAGUGGGCAACCAGGUUGACUCGCUCAAGGGAUUGCACUCGAGGCUGGGAGAGAUCGCCUCGUAUCUGGACGACGUCAUUGCGGGCAAGCUGCCGCUCAACCACCAAAUUGUGUACAAACUGCAGGACUGCUUCAACCUACUGCCGGACUUGGAGGGGGAGGAAAUGAAGCGGGCAAUGAGUCAUGCGCAGAACGAUCAGAGCCUGGUGGUGUACUUGUCGAGCUUGAUCAGGGGAGUAGUCGCGUUGCAUGCGCUGGUGGACAACCGCAAGGCAAACGCAGAGGAGACAGGGGAGGCGCAAGAGGCGAGCGCAAAUGGCAAGGAUAUGGGGGACAAGACGGUCAAUGGAGAAAAGGCAGGAGAGGACGAGAUGAAGGCAGGCGGUAAGGAGGGCAAGUCAGAUGGAGGAAAGGGCGAGAAGAGAGAUAAGUGAGGGCUCUGUCAGGCUCGAAUGAAAAACCACGAUAACCAGCAUGCUCGCUCGGCUUGCAUGAUUGCAAAGCAUGUGUUUAUAUAGGU